Molecule: messenger RNA, 4912 nt
Organism: Scomber japonicus (chub mackerel)
Lineage: Eukaryota; Metazoa; Chordata; Actinopteri; Scombriformes; Scombridae
Gene: lmtka
Product: apoptosis-associated tyrosine kinase a
Exons: 12
Coding region: 56-4660 (1534 amino acids)
Biological process (GO): peptidyl-tyrosine autophosphorylation; brain development
Molecular function (GO): protein tyrosine kinase activity; ATP binding
Source: RefSeq, a predicted model, not a curated record
CUCAGAGUGGCUGGCCGCUCCACUGCUCCGUCAAGAACAUCUCCAUUUCUGAAAUAUGAGGAUCCAUGGAGUCCAGCUGCUGAAAUCAUCAGACCUUGGCCGCCAUAGUCUACUUUAUCUAAAGGAGAUUGGACAUGGCUGGUUUGGCAAGGUUUUGCUGGGCGAGGUUAAUGCAGGCCUUAGCACCACCCAGGUGGUGGUGAAGGAGCUGAAGGCCAGUGCUAGUGUCCAGGACCAGAUGCAGUUCCUGGAGGAGGUCCAGCCAUAUCGAACCCUUCAGCACCCUGCUCUCCUGCAGUGUCUGGCACAGUGCUCAGAGGUUACUCCUUAUCUGCUGGUCAUGGAGUUUUGCCCUCUGGGUGAUCUGAAGAGCUACCUCCGCAGUUGCCGCGUGGCUGACUCUGAGACUCCUGACCCUUUGAUCCUCCAGCGAAUGGCAUGUGACAUUGCCUCAGGGCUUCUACACCUCCACAAAUACAACUUUAUACAUAGUGACCUGGCCUUGCGAAACUGCCUUCUAACUUCAGAUAUGUCAGUGAAGAUUGGGGACUAUGGCCUUUCUCACAGCCGAUACAAGGAGGACUAUUAUGUAACACAAGACCAGAUUUGGGUGCCCCUGCGCUGGAUCGCACCUGAGCUCAUAGAUGAGGUCCACGGAAACUUGCUGGUUGUUGACCAAACCAAGUCCAGCAACAUAUGGUCACUGGGGGUGACUGUGUGGGAACUGUUUGAGCUGGGAAACCAGCCAUACAGACACUACUCUGACCGACAGGUACUGACAUAUGCUGUGAAGGAACAGCAGCUUAAACUACCCAAACCCCAGCUCCAUUUCCCCCUGGCUGAGCGCUGGUAUGAAGUUAUGCAGUUCUGUUGGCUGCAGCCAGAGCUGAGACCCAGCAGUGAGGAAGUACACCUUCUGGUGACAUACUUGUGUGCGAAAGGCUCAAGUGAGGCUGAGGAGGACUUUGAACAACGUUGGAAUGCCUUGAGACCCAACUUGCUUUGCAGCACCUCCCACACAGCUACAUCCACAACCCUGGUUCUGACCCCAACACCUGCCUUAGCUGAGGACCCUGGCAUAGAUCAAACUCAGGCAGUGGAGCUGGCCUCCUCUGCCUCAUCCUCCUUUCCCCUUCUGGAGCACUUCUCUGACAGUUUCCACUCUGACACAGGAGACGACCUACUGACUGUCACAGAGACCAGCCAUGGUCUCAAUUUUGAGUACAAGUGGGAGCAGGCCCGAGCUGAGCAGCCCUACUGCUCUUCCUCCACCAGUGGACCACUGGGCCAGGGGAACCCACAUUACCAGGAUAUCUACUAUUCAAGUAAAGGAUGCAGCUCAGGGGGUUGCAAGAGUAACAGCCUGACCUCAGGCAUUUCCCCAUCCUAUUAUGAACCCGAGCACCCAGGUGUGGUGCCUGUGUUGAGUGCCCACAGCCCCUCAGUGAGCAGCGAGUACUAUAUUCGCAUAGAGGAGCCAGUAGAGUGUAACAUUAACCUGGAUGAUAACGAGGAGGACUACAGCCCAGGACUGGAAGCCAGCAACAGCAGGUUGUCCUCUGAAAGCCGGACUGGUUCAUCCAUGGCACAGCCUAGUGCUUAUUGGUCAACUGCUGACAACACCAAAUCUACUGCCUAUGACUCCGAUUCAAGCCCCACUGUCCAAUUAACCAUGGAGCCACUACUGAGACAGGCAUCUGACACCAGCCCUAUAAAGCUAGGCUCCCACAACUGCUUCCCAUCCUACCAGAACGACGUUGUCUACUGUGAACAAUCCACAUACAAAACAGGCCACCAAUCAUGUCUGUCUGAACUGCAUAUGUCACCAGAGCCACAAUCAAACAUUGUCCAUCCGAUGGGGGGUUUAGAAAACCCACGCAGUUUGUUGCAAGCAGUCAGCAGCCCCAGCUUAGGGUUCUGUGAUCCAUACCUUGAAGCGAGCACAGGUCAUAGCACGGUUAAUGAAAGCUGCCAUAAAAUGAUGGGUCCCCUCAGAAAGACACUACCAAUUGUUAAUCACAUUAGCAUCGAUGUAGGGACAGACGAUGGCCUGCUGGUGGGCCAGCGGAGGGAUGGAGACACAGAGGAUGACUUUUUCUGUGAGGGAGAGACCACUAACUGGACCUCAAACCAUUCAGCAAACAAUAAUAGCCUGAGCUUUGAUGGCAGACAGACAGGCAGUGGGCAUGAAAGUUAUCUGGACCUUCAAUAUGCUGCUCACUCUAACACAACAGAAUUAUGGUCUUUGACUAAGGCUACCACUAGAACCUUCCACAGCUCCAGGUCUUGUGGCACCUUGGAGGUAGAAGGAGGUAAAGCUGUUAGUAAUCCCAGUGAAUUAGGGUCUUACAUUCACUUGUGUCAUAAAGAAAGAGAGGCCACUCCAAUGGAAAAUAACUCACCUGUAGAUAAUCUAAGAAGCAUUGAUUCUCUUACCAGCUCAAGUAUAAAUAAUAGGGGUACAGCGUGUGACAAAAUGGAGGUAAAAUAUGAAAAACAAUCAUUGCUAAAUGGAGAGCGACUGUACUCUGAGCCUAAGAUGAUACCCGAGGCAAGCUUUGUAAAGUCCCCUCCCGCUUUCAAGGAGCCUCAGACUGGUCAAACUGGAGUCUUGAUAGACAAGCAGAGGGGUAAUAUCUGGGAGGGAGUUUCAACAGCAGUCUCUAUUGGUCUAAGAGACAAGAGGCUAACCUAUCCAGAGACAUCAGAGACUAGUAGAGUGUUAGACAGCGGGGUGGGAGUCAGAAACUCCACCAUUAGCCUGGUUGAUCUUGGGGACUACAGUGAGGAUGAUGAUGAUGACAUUACAGAUAUUACAUCAGGGAUCUUUGCCGACUUCAACUUGGACUAUGUUGAGGUAGAGGAGGAAGAGCUAAGCCCACUGAAGAAUCCAGAGGGAACACCUGACUCUGUAGACACUCUUAACCUGUCUUCAUCAAUGGCAAGCCCUUGUGACCAGGCCUUUAGCCCAGAUCCUUUCAAUACCCCUCUCUUGCCCAAAUCACUGGACAGUGGAUAUGACACAGAGAACAAUGAAUCCCCAGAGUUUAUCUUCAAAGAGCUUGGAGAUCCCAGAGGAGGUGACAGGAGCCCUAGGCUGGAUGGAGAAACUGAACUUGUUGUGAAAGUGGGUUUGGAUCAAGGUGUCUGCAGUUCCACCAGCACCUCAGAGCUACAGUUAAAGGGCCUGCCUGAUAAGAACCCAUACAGGGAUUCAGCCUAUUUCUCUGACUAUGAUGCUGAAAAUGAGAGAAGCCCUCGAGAGGAAGGCAGUAAGUUCUUUACAGGUCCAAAUAGCCGUGACUUGCAGGCUCAGAAAUUGAGCUCUACCAGAGAUGAUGAUCAUAUCAAAAGGAAAUUCAGAAAUGAAGAACAUAUUACGAAUCUGAGACACAUGAAGAGUUGCGUUUUGGCAAAUCUCUCAGAGGCUGACCCUAAUUUGAGCCAUCCCCUUUCCACUCCUGGUUUGUCCAUGCUGUCACCAUAUCCUCCACAGAUGGGUGGCUGCCUGACCAAAGAGUCUACCCCUGCAGAUGAUGAUUUUGGAUUGGAGACAGAGCAUUCAGGAGAGGAGCCCUCAUCAGAGCUUAGUUCCUCCAUUGUGUCUGAACCUUCUUCUACUGUCCAGGAGGCCUCAGCAAACCAUGAGGAAGGGAACAGGAGAGCAGAAGAUUGCUCCCCUGUCCAGUAUUUGUGUUCUGACUCCACCAUAACUGACUACAGAGAUGAGGCCCCCAAUGAGAAUGAAAACAGUGAUGGAUCCACAGAGGAGGAGGAGCUGCCUGAAUUCAAUCAUGAUGAAGAAGAAACAGAGGACAGAAGGGAGGGUGUGGGAAUAAAUGAGUAUGAUUUUGAGGACAUAGACGCAGGGGAAUGUGACUCACAGGACAGUUUAUGUGAAGAAUCCAACGGCCCUGCUGACCUGUCCACUUCCUCAUCAUUGUUGGAGCUGUGUGGAGAGAACGUCAGAGCACCACUAGAGGAGGCAGAGGAUGAAGAUGACUCUGAUGACAGUGAAUCUGAUGAAGAGUUGAGGACCUACAACGUCCAGGAUGAGGACAGUGAGGAAAGUGAGGAGGAUUUCACCACAGUGCCAGUGGUGGUGAGUGACUGCAGCAAGGCUAGACACCUCCGCAGUCUCCUGAAGAUGCCCACCCUGCUCACCCAGUCCUUCUGUGACGAGUUGGAGAGAAAGAAAAAGGCAGUGUCUUUUUUUGAUGAUGUCACUGUGUUCCUUUUUGACCAGGAGAGCCCCACAGGAGAGCUGGCUGACUACACCUUCUCCACAGGGGCAGAGUCCAGUGAGCAGGAAUCCUCAGAGGAAGUAACCUGUGACCACCAGCUGCAACCUGACCCUGAAUCUGAAUCCCAAUCCUGUGAGACAUACUGUGUUUCUCAAGAAACAGACAGGAACAACUCAGAAGAGGGUGGGGGUUAUGAGUGGGAAAAUGACCUUCCAUUUGAGCCCUGCCCGUCUUCACCUGACACCGUCCCUGAGCCCGACUCCUCACCCACAUCUAAACCCGAGAGUCCCGAGCCCCCAAAACCUGCAGCUGUAGCACUUAACCGUUUUAUUGUCUCACGAUUCUCCAUCACACACGUCUCUGACCCCCACAUGGGCACAGCAACAGGGAACAGUGAAGAUAGUCCAAAAGAUUGAGUGUCUCAUGGCCCUGACUGGAGGAGGACGAGUCCUUGUUUCUUCUCAACACAGAAAAGCAGCAUUAUUAUAUCUAGAUGUUAUACAGAGUUUUAUUUUUAUCAACGUUUAGGGCAUCUGACCCUGGUGACCCUUUAUGAGACAGUGCCUCAUAUUGUAGUGAAACACCCUUGAUGAUUUGCACACUGUUUUUUUUUGUUUUUUACGAAGAAAAAGUGAUAGCUGCUAAUGUGGCAAUGUGAUUGAGACAAC